Erpetoichthys calabaricus (reedfish) is the source of this 665-nucleotide messenger RNA. RefSeq names its product hemoglobin cathodic subunit beta-like. Bases 77 to 520 code for a protein of 147 amino acids. NCBI's taxonomy places the organism in Eukaryota, Metazoa, Chordata, Cladistia, Polypteriformes, Polypteridae. Gene Ontology annotation, molecular function: organic acid binding; peroxidase activity; oxygen carrier activity. Gene Ontology annotation, biological process: hydrogen peroxide catabolic process; oxygen transport. The transcript has 3 exons. Gene Ontology annotation, cellular component: haptoglobin-hemoglobin complex; hemoglobin complex; blood microparticle. The record is from RefSeq and is a predicted model, not a curated record.
UCCUUACGUUCACUUCGAGAAAAAAAAUAUAAUAAUAAAAUUAAGUCAGAACAGCGUAGCUAAGCCAAACCAAACGAUGGUGCGUUGGACCGACACUGAGCGCAAACACAUCACAACCAUCUGGAGCCACGUCGACCAGGAGCAGGCCGGGCAUGAAGCUUUAACCAGGCUGCUGGUUGUCUAUCCCUGGACCCAGAGGUACUUUAAAAAAUUCGGGAACCUUGGUAACGCCAGCGCUAUUGCUGGAAACUCACACGUCCGCAAUCAUGGCAAAACCGUAAUGGGGGCAGUGGACCUGGCCAUCCAUAACUUGGACCACGUCGCUGAUACUUACACCAAACUGAGUAUCCUGCACUCUGACACCCUUCACGUAGAUCCCCACAACUUCAGGCUCCUGAGCAACUGCCUGUCCAUCGUUCUGGCCAAGUUCUUCCCUGGUGAAUUUAAUGCCAGCGUUCAGGCUUCUUGGCAGAAACUCCUCGAUGUGAUCUGCUCCGCCCUCAGCAAGAAGUACCACUGAGCGCACUGGCCCCUCUGCACGGCCUGCCAGCCAGCCGAACUACCCGUGUGUGACACAAGUCGGCCUUGGCCUCUUGCUUUCUGUGAAGUUUUCCGUAAAACUGAGUGUGAGAAAUGUGUGAACAAUAAAGAUCUGUAAAAGAUGA